Zerene cesonia (dogface butterfly) is the source of this 1282-nucleotide messenger RNA. It is a transcript of the gene Naa60, whose product is annotated as N-alpha-acetyltransferase 60. Gene Ontology annotation, molecular function: histone acetyltransferase activity; protein-N-terminal amino-acid acetyltransferase activity. The coding region runs from base 147 to 890 and encodes 247 amino acids. The record is from RefSeq and is a predicted model, not a curated record. Gene Ontology annotation, biological process: N-terminal peptidyl-methionine acetylation. Lineage: Eukaryota; Metazoa; Arthropoda; Insecta; Lepidoptera; Pieridae. Gene Ontology annotation, cellular component: Golgi membrane. The transcript is spliced from 5 exons.
GAUUAUUGUUAUCGCUGUUUCUCAGGAUCAUCAUUCUUUACUUUAUUUAACAUUAUUUUGAGUUGAAAUUUAAUGGGUAUUUAUAAAAAUUACGAUACAAUUUGUGAGAAAUGUUUGAAUGAGACUAUUAAUGGCCAACUUAACGAAUGGCUGGAUUCAGCUGGUAUCUGUCUGAAGGCUUCCAAGUAAUUAUUGAGAAGUCUAAAGAAGCAAAAUGUUCUUUGAAAGAUGUGCAAUUGCGUUUCUUGUGCCCUGAUGACUUGGAAGAGGUGAGAGCUUUAUGUAGAGAUUGGUUCCCAAUAGAAUACCCUCAGUCCUGGUAUGAAGACAUCACAUCAUCGGAGAGAUUUUUUGCACUAGCAGCUGUAUACAAAACUCAGAUUAUUGGGCUCAUUGUAGCCGAGAUCAAACCUUACCUUAAGUUGAACGCGGAAGACCGAGGAAUACUGUCCAGAUGGUUUGCGUCAAAAGAUACCCUUGUGGCCUAUAUACUCUCCUUAGGUGUAGUCCGUUCGCAUCGGCGGUCUGGUGUCGCGACGAUGCUACUCGACGUGUUACUGAACCACUUGGCGGGUCCCGUGCCGCAGCCGCCGCACGAACAUCGGGUUAAAGCUAUAUUUUUGCACGUGUUGACUACUAAUAAAGAAGCAAUAUUGUUUUACGAAAAAAGAAGGUUUCGUCUACACUCAUUCUUGCCAUACUACUACUUAAUAGAAGGACUGCUUAAAGACGGGUUCACAUAUGUCUACUAUGUGAACGGUGGUCAUGCACCCUGGGGCCUUUACGAUUACGUCAAAUAUGUGGCAUCAGCGGCGUGGAGGGGCGGAGGCCUGUACCCGUGGUUGUGGGGGAAAUUACGCACCGGGCUCACCAUAGCGUGGCAUAGAUAGUUAAAUGACAAUAUGUGUGUUUGUUAGUGAUGGAAAACGAUUCUAUGUCAACUUAUCAGACCAUAGACAAGAUUUGGAAUGACUGGCAGGUUAGUUGUAAAUAAAUAUAAGUAUAAAAAGCUGAAUGUGGUAUAAUGGUUGCGAUGUUUUCAUCACAAUUUGACGAACGAUCAAUAAUGAGACUUUUUUUCAUUGGUCAAAGAGGCUAUUCAUUACUUUGAUUUUAUUAUGCGCAGUAUUAAAAACGACAAACGGAUGUGAAUUAAAUACAUCGUGCAGACAUAAUUCUUCUAAAGCUCUAUCCCCCAUGCUGUCUUUUUUCGCGCAAUCCUUGAAGAAUCCAUAACUCUGCACUGAAAUCUUUUUUGACAUAUCUCUCACAUUUUUUUACG